This is a messenger RNA of Peronospora belbahrii, 546 nucleotides long. The record is from the annotation of a GenBank genome assembly. Lineage: Eukaryota; Oomycota; Peronosporomycetes; Peronosporales; Peronosporaceae.
AUGGGAGACGAUAAUUUGAAGCGUGCAUUCCAGGCGUUAUGCAGCGACUACGAAGAGCUACUGGACGAGGCAGCGCAGUAUACGCAGACUGAAGAUGAACGCAUUGGUCUUGCGCUGUUUAAAAUUGAUGAAGCGUGUGCAGCAGCUGAAAUGGUGCGGCAAGACGUGCAGAAGGUUCAAGAGCAGUUGUUGAGCGAACUCUUAAGCAAUUGCCACGAGCUUGAAGAUAUUUUUCUACGUGUAAAUCUUAUUGAACGCUUUGUGGGACGGAUGCUGCAGACCACGCGGGAGCUUGAAAAGCGUAUGGAGAGCGUUGGUCGAGCUGCUGGACCAGUUUUUGAUCCAAGCAGGAGUGUCACCAGUUUACUACGUUCGUUUUCUAUGAAGCGUGGAACACAACAAGAUGCAUCUUCAUUUGACGGUAAGUGGAAUCCCAUAGUAUUUGAGUUUAAUACGAAAGAGCUUCUAGAUCGACUAAAGAAAAGCGAUGCACGAGAUAUUGGGAUAUCUAUUACGUCGUGUCUUUCUGAAGAAACAAAAGAUUAG